AUGGCCUUCAGCCAGCUGAAAUUCAAGGAGCUGGGCGAGGAGGAGCCCACCUGGGAGGAGGAGAACCUGGAGAGCGUGAAGGCGCUGACGGCCAAGCUGAAGCUGCAGACGCGCAGACCCUCGUACCUGGAGUGGGAGGCGAGGGUCAGGGGGCAGCGCUGGGGGGCUCGGACCCCCGGGGACACCUUGGGGACACCGCCGAGCCCCGAGCACCCCCAGGAGCAGCGGGAUGGGCGAGUUUGUGGUUUUUCCACCGUGGAGGCGGCUCUGGAGUGGCUCAGGACGGAGCUGCGGGACAUGCAGGCUCUGGACCAGCGGCUGGCACAGCAGCUGAUGCGGCUGCGGGCUCGGCUGCACCGGCUGAAGGUGGAGCAGGCCUGCCACCAGCACAAGGAGAUGCUGGACGACGCCACCUUCGGCCUCGAGGGCUGCGAGGAAGACUCGGAUCUGCUGUGCACCAUCCCCCCCCGGGCCGCCUUCCUGCUCUCCACGCCGCUCAAGCACAUCGGGGUCACCCGCAUGAACAUCAAUUCCCGGAGAUUCUCCCUCUGCUGAGCGGCCCGGGGGCUCCGGGGCUCCGGG
Molecule: messenger RNA, 582 nt
Organism: Catharus ustulatus (Swainson's thrush)
Lineage: Eukaryota; Metazoa; Chordata; Aves; Passeriformes; Turdidae
Gene: FAM167B
Product: family with sequence similarity 167 member B
Exons: 2
Coding region: 1-555 (184 amino acids)
Source: RefSeq, a predicted model, not a curated record